This is a messenger RNA of Suillus fuscotomentosus, 1446 nucleotides long. Its product is annotated as major facilitator superfamily domain-containing protein. Bases 1 to 1446 code for a protein of 481 amino acids. NCBI's taxonomy places the organism in Eukaryota, Fungi, Basidiomycota, Agaricomycetes, Boletales, Suillaceae. Gene Ontology annotation, biological process: transmembrane transport. Gene Ontology annotation, cellular component: membrane. The record is from RefSeq and is a predicted model, not a curated record. The transcript has 9 exons. Gene Ontology annotation, molecular function: transmembrane transporter activity.
AUGCCCGUUCUCAAUGAUACACAAACGGGUGGCGCCAUCGGUGUGGUCGACGACUUGCUCACUGGUGUACCCUGUCCGAGUCAUAGCCGUGAUAACAUCGAAAGGAAAUUGGUGAGGAAAAUUGAUUUGCGUAUGUCCGUGAUAUUGCUUUUGUAUACCAUGAACAUGAUCGACAGAUCAAACGUUAGCAAUGCUCGGCUACAAGGUUUUGAGAAAGACCUGCACCUGCGGGGGCAACAAUAUGCCACGGUCUUGUCCAUCCUAUAUGUUGGAUUCCUUAUCAUGCAAGUGCCAGGGAACAUGUUUCUGCACUGGCUGGAGAGACCCGCUGUCUUCAUUCCGUCUUGUAUGAUAGCAUGGGGUGCAAUAUCAGUAUUGACCGACCCAAGUUAUACCGGAGUUUUGGUCGCACGGUUCUUUCUCGGCUUUGUCGAAGCCCCCUUCCUCCCUGGCGACCUAUUUCUUAUAUCUGGAUGGUACAAACGGGACGAGCUCGCCAUGAGAACGGCUCUUCUUUUUUCUGGAUUUUUAUUCAGCUCUGCAUUCGGAUCGCUUUUUGCAUCUGGUAUACUUCAUGGCAUGCAGGGCAAACUUGGUCAAGCUGCAUGGAGAUGGUUGUUUUACAUUGAAGGCGGCGUCACCAUCUUUAUCGCGAUUUGCGCGAUAUUCAUACUCCCUAAUUUCCCGCACAACACUAGGUGGCUCACCCCAGAGGAAAGAUCACUUGCCAUUUCUCGCCUUCUGGAAGAUGGCUAUGGUAAGGCUGACGGAAGUGGGAAACAGACGACCAUACAAGGACUGUGGGAUGCUGUAUUUGACUGGAAGGUGUGGUGGUUUUCAGUUGCGUUCAUGUUCCAGUACAUAGCACAUUCUUUUAUGGGUUACUUCCCGACGCUAUGCUCAACACUGGGAUACGACACGACUACAACGUUGCUACUCUGCGCUCCCCCGUGGGCGUUCGCGACUAUAGUGGCAUUUGCUCUUACAUGGUACUCUGACAAGAAGCAGAGGCGUUACAAAUACUUUGCUGCCUCCAAUGCACUCGGUACCCUUGCAUUCAUCAUAUCGAUCUUUACGAUGAACAAAGCUGCGCGCUAUAUUUCGUUGUUCCUGAUGGCUCAGCUCAUCGCUGGAUAUCUGGUGCUCUGGGGGUGGGUCAACAACACUUUCGCCAGAGAACCUGCGAAGCGAGCCGUUGCUAUUGCUUUGAUUAACACAAUAGGGCAGAUAGGCAAUAUUGUUGGACCGUACGCAUGGCCGUCGAAAUGGGGCCCAACAUAUCGUUAUUCCUAUGCCGUCAGCAUCGCGGCAAUUGGGGUUUCCACAACCAUGUUCGGUGGGAUGCAUCUUUAUUUGAAGCAUCUGAAUGAGCAGAUUGAGAGGAACGAGAAUGUGAAAGGUAUUGAAGAGCUUCGGGGCCCGGUCGGUUUUAGAUAUUUGGUGUAG